UCCCCUCGGCGAGUCUCCAGGGUGGUCUUACUGCAGGACUAAAGCUAUCCAGUUCUUGUUGUGGUAUCCAAGUGGCUGUGAUUUUGACUGCUAAUCAUGUCUGUUCAGUUUCGUUUAGCUUUGCUGGCUCUCUGCUCUCUGGCUGCUGCAUCCGAUCCAAGCUGCGAAGACCUGCUUAAACCUCUGGAGGAUCGAAGCCGGGUUUCUGGAAAAUGGAUAUUUUAUGCUGGAGCAUCAGACAAUGAAGAGCUCAUGAAGACACUUAGGAUUAUCAAGAACUCCUGGAUUGAUCUCUCACUCAUCCCUGAUAGUGAUAAUUUGACUGUUCGCUGGGGAGACAAAAUUGAUGGAAAGUGUCAUUAUGGAGGCGUUAAUUCCUCCUUCUCUGGGAACUACACCAGGGUGACAUUUACCUUUAACGCCACCGAUCAUGAGCAUGUUGGGAAGCACCUGGUGACCUGCCCUGACUGCAUCCUCUGGACGGACACCACAGCCACGUUGGGCAACGCGGAAAACACAAGUGGCAGAAACUUCUACCUCUUCACUAAGGCCGGGAAAUUGGACGACACUGAUCUGGAAUUUGUCAAGAAACAGGCGGCGUGCCUCAACUUCCCUCCAGAAUUCCACUUUGGAGAUAACACAGACCUGUGCCCUGAUGAUACGGUGGCUGCUACAGAUGUCAAGGGGGAAGAACAAUAGAGACCUGAAGUUACUCCAUGAGUCAAAUUUGUUUUCAAUAUGCUCUCUCAGACAUGUGUAAACUGAGAGCGCCACUUGUGUGUAUCACAGAUGUCUUGAUAGAUGUGAAGAGCACACCCUUUUUCUCCUGCAAGGGCCUUGUGAUAUCAAAGAGCUACUUACUGCAGCCAGUCAAAGUUAUUCAUGCGAGACUCUGUCGCUGUAUUAAAGAGAGCUGAACAAACUGAUUCCACGUUUAAUGUCAGAUUCAUAAAUCAUGAUGGAUACCACUUGAAUUAGUUUUUCUAUUAUGCAUAUACAACACAAUAAAAGGAAACACUGUG
Molecule: messenger RNA, 1022 nt
Organism: Cottoperca gobio
Lineage: Eukaryota; Metazoa; Chordata; Actinopteri; Perciformes; Bovichtidae
Exons: 6
Coding region: 97-699 (200 amino acids)
Source: RefSeq, a predicted model, not a curated record